Molecule: messenger RNA, 1427 nt
Organism: Nematostella vectensis (starlet sea anemone)
Lineage: Eukaryota; Metazoa; Cnidaria; Anthozoa; Actiniaria; Edwardsiidae
Product: hippocalcin-like protein 1
Exons: 1
Coding region: 154-741 (195 amino acids)
Molecular function (GO): calcium ion binding
Source: RefSeq, a predicted model, not a curated record
UGGGUAUGCAAAUGAGGGGAUAACCAAUCGUAGGCGUGAAUGCUUGUGUGUACAUACAAAGUUAAACAUCUUGGAGAUGCUAGGCAUAAUUCGAGACUAAGUCGCCAACACUAGUCUUCCCGGUCACAGCUCUUUGCAACUCCUGGAUAAACAAUGGGAAAGAGAAACAGCAAGCCGAAAAAACUAACUGACGAGGAAAUCCUCGAACUACGCAAGACUACUGAGUUUACCGAAGACGAGCUGCAGAAAUGGUUCGCUGCUUUCAAGAAUAACUGUCCGAAAGGGAAAAUGUCCCAGUCGAAAUUUUGUGAGAUGUAUGCAAAAUCUUACAAGACUGGGGAUGCGUCCAUUUUUGCGGGCCAUGUUUUCCGCACGUUCGAUAAAAACAACGACGGCACUAUAGAUUUCAAUGAAUUUAUCCAGGGUCUCUCCAUAAUCUCUCGAGGAAGUAAAGAGACUAAGCUGAGGUGGGCAUUUGAGAUCUAUGACUCCGACGGAAGUGGGGAGGUAAGCAAGAAGGAAAUGCUGGAAAUUGUGCGAUCCAUAUUUCGACUAGCAGGCGAAGAAGUCACUGCUAAGCUACCAAGAGAUGAAAAUACUCCGGAGAAAUUCACCAGUAAAUUAUUUCUGAAGCUAGAUGGAGACAAAAGUGGUUCCAUCAAUCAAACCGAGUUUAUCAGAGGAGCGCAAUGCUAUCCGUCAUUUAUGAAGCUACUGGAGAACCCUGCAUCUGUAAGAUAAAUCAGGCACACGGCAACAGUAACGUCUAGAAUUGUGAAUUUUUAACUGCUUGAACUGUAUGCGAACGCUUGGUCUUGUUAUGGUGAAGGUGAUGUUCGGGAGUUACCAAGUUUAGCUGCGGCGUACAGUUAUCCAAGACGGACUUCCGACUUACUGCUAGUUUAUCCUUCCCUGAAAGUCAAUCACAACUUGUAACGCAACUGCUAAACUUGCCUUCGGAAGAAAGAUUUCAAGCAAGCAAAACACCAUACGAAAGGCCAGAACGUAGACUCUGAUCUAGUGAUGACUUCUUUAUAUUUGCAUGGCUGGCUUAAUUGAGAUAGUCAAAAAAUUGAUAAUUUUAAUAUGGAAUAGGAAAUUGGAAUGGGAGGGCAUAAAGUAGCGAUCGAUAAUUUUAACAGCACGGAAUAUAGCGUAUUUAUGAGAAAUUUCUCGCUAAUUACUCGAAGCGCGCUCCCCUAGACUUUAAUUUACGCGUAGUAUUUCUCGCGGUUUGCAUUAACAUGCACUUUUACUGCGUUAUGGCCCGGUAAAUGUCCAAAAAGGACUAACCCAAAUCACCUUUCAAUGUAAAGAUCAAACUGAUAUCGACUUUAAUCCCUCGGUCCGACAAAAACAAAUACUAGAAAAUCAUAAAUCUGUUGGACAUUUUUACUUCUAGAUAAAAUAUUAAAUGAUUUACAUAA